AUGCAAUUGUUUUUAGCAACUCUAGGAAUUCCGUUCACCGGCACAUUACCAGCCAUUGCUGGUAACGAGGAUCAUAGCAGUGCCAACAACAACAAUGGCAACGGUUUCAGUUAUGACUGGCAUGGAAAUGAUACGCUUUUUGCGGAACUCUUGGAAACUGACUUUUUUGAUCAUCCGAUUGAUGACGCAAUGCUCUGCUCCUUGUUAUCCCCUCCAAGAGCUGCUGAGACUGAGCAACAGCAAGAUACAGAAUGGGAGCAACAAAAACACACAAAUCUCUUUGGUUGCUGCCAGAAACACAAAGUUGAAAUGGCCAAACAGCAAGAACUGUAUUUGCUGCCAGAUAAGCUUACCAAGAAUAUUUUCAAUUCAGAGUCGCCUGUGUUCAUAUGCACCAAGAUCCCACAAACAAGUUCGGUUCAGUCGUUCGUAGAUGUUGAUGCUUCUUUGCUUGCCACUGACUCCUCCCUAAGUAAAGAUUCAUUCUCUGCAGACUCAACAGUUGAUGUAUUGUUUGAGCAGUCAGUUCAAGAGCCAUACUUUUACCGUUCAAACUCUGCGGAAACAGCACCUCCAUCCACAGCAUGCUCCUCAGCGACUCUCGAUCUGGUAUCCACUUUGGAAGCAACCACAACGUUAUUUGAGGAAGCCGCCAACUCCAAAAAACAAAUGAUUGGGCUUAAACAGCAAUCCAAGAUCGAAGAUCUCAGUUUUUCCUGCAAACUAAAUUUCUCAGCAUCAAUGUUCCUUGACCAUUCAUGCAUACCGCUGGUGCGUGGGCGUAGCUUUGGAGGAAAUAGCAGACCUCCCAAGACGCCAUUAAUUCCUGGGACGCGGUACGUUACUGCCCGUCUAAGACUGGAGAACAGUACAAGUGAAGAUAUGUGUUUUCCCCACUGGAGCGAGCGGGAACUUAGCGACUCAAGAAGAAUCAUUCGUAUUGAGAGAAGUUACCAGUCCAAUGAAAUUGUAGCAUCUUUUUUCAUAGUUGGAUCGGCCAUAGAUCACCCGGAGACUAAACCUUCAUCUGAAUUAGACGUGAAAGUUUUAGAAGUUUCGUGUCUAAGAUGUUUUAUCAACGACAAUGAAUCUGAGGAGGAGCGAUUUGUCAGUGAAUAUACCUCAGAUGAAGCACGAGCACAACAUGCCUUAACAGAACCGCUAACGUCAGGCUUGAACAAAGAACCGAAUGGCCAUAACCCUAAAACGGCUGGGAAUUCAAUUGGAUGCAGGUACUAUAUAACCAGUGUUGAAGUCAUCAAGAUAAUAGAACUACUGAUUGGAAGCUAUUCAACCUCAGACCCUGUGCAAAGGAGAAAAGAAAGAGGCCGUAUGAGAUCGAACUUGGUGCAGUUCUGGUCCAAACACCUAGUGUCUUCCUCCAAGGACACUAUGAAGCGCCGUUCCGUGCCAACAUGCAACGAUGAUUAUCUUUCGGAGCUGGAACAUCGUAUUAACACAUAUGACGUGAGAAAACCUCGAAAAUUUGACAAGAGCGUUAAGAUUCUGGAAUGGUCCAAACUUGGGCCAGCUUUGCAGCGGGCUAUCCAAAGCUAUUACAUGGUCCGAUUAGAUAAUUCCAGCAAUAAAACUGCAGCAACAAAUAGCAGCUAA
Molecule: messenger RNA, 1614 nt
Organism: Komagataella phaffii GS115
Lineage: Eukaryota; Fungi; Ascomycota; Pichiomycetes; Pichiales; Pichiaceae
Exons: 1
Coding region: 1-1614 (537 amino acids)
Source: RefSeq, a predicted model, not a curated record